This is a messenger RNA of Vollenhovia emeryi, 5056 nucleotides long. It is a transcript of the gene sfl, whose product is annotated as bifunctional heparan sulfate N-deacetylase/N-sulfotransferase. The annotation marks the transcript as partial. Gene Ontology annotation, molecular function: heparan sulfate N-sulfotransferase activity; deacetylase activity. The transcript has 9 exons. NCBI's taxonomy places the organism in Eukaryota, Metazoa, Arthropoda, Insecta, Hymenoptera, Formicidae. The record is from RefSeq and is a predicted model, not a curated record. Gene Ontology annotation, cellular component: Golgi apparatus.
CGUGAUGCCCCCGAAAAUUUCAUUUCCCCGAAAGCGGAGGGAAUCUGGCGCGACGAGCGCGAGCGGGAACUUUUGUGCGGGCCGCACAUAGAAUCAGGUCGCUCUUUCUUCCCUCAGGAUGCUCAGCUGAAUGCGGCGUCUCCCAUUCUUCGAUUAACCAGAUCGGGGGAAACGGCCUGGGGACCACUUCCUGGCGGCGACUGGACUAUUUUUCAGGCCAAUCACAGCACCUACGAGCCGCUCGCCUGGGCGUAUCGAGACAGCCUCGACUAUCCGGCCAACAAGAGUCCCCUGGCUACCGUCAUCCAGGAUCACGGCAGGUAUGACGGAAUUCAAAGAGUUCUCUUCGGUGGCGGUCUACGGUUUUGGCUGCACAAAUUGCUGCUGCUGGACUCACUGUCCUACCUGUCGCACGGGCAAUUGAGUCUCAGCUUAAAUCGCAUGAUCCUGGUGGACGUCGACGAUAUAUUCGUCGGCGAGAAAGGCACCAGGCUGAGGAAGGACGACGUGAUGGCGUUGCUAGCCACUCAGCAAAGAAUUCAAGCGCUGGUGCCGGGGUUUAAAUUUAAUUUGGGGUUUUCCGGGAAAUAUUUUCAUCACGGGACGGCGGAGGAGAAUUUGGGGGACGACAUGCUCCUGGAGAACGUAGACAGAUUUACGUGGUUUUCCCACAUGUGGAAUCACCAACAGCCGCAUCUCUACGAGAAUGUAACUCAUCUGCAAUUGGACAUGGCGCUGAACAAGCAGUUCGCAAAGGACCACGGUAUACCGACGGGAAGCGGAUACAGCGUAAGUCCGCAUCACUCCGGCGUUUACCCGGUCCACGAAGGCCUCUAUGAGGCGUGGAAGCGGGUGUGGAACAUCAAGGUCACGAGCACCGAAGAGUAUCCGCACCUGAGGCCGGCUCGUCUGAGGCGCGGCUUCGUUCAUCGUAACAUUAUGGUCCUACCGAGGCAAACAUGUGGCCUUUUUACUCACACAAUUUUUAUCGAGAGGUACCCGGGUGGAAGGGAAAAGCUGGACGAGUCGAUACAAGGCGGGGAACUUUUCCAAACGAUCGUAUAUAAUCCGAUAAAUAUUUUUAUGACACAUAUGUCGAAUUAUGGAAACGAUCGACUGGCGUUGUACACUUUCGAGUCAGUUAUAAAGUUUAUUCAGUGUUGGACGAAUUUAAGGCUAUCUAGUGCACCGCCACUUCAGCUCGGGGAACGUUACUUUCAGCUAUAUCCCGAAGAAGCCGAUCCAGUGUGGGGAAAUCCGUGCGAUGAUCAGAGGCAUCAGAAGAUUUGGUCCCGUAACAAAACUUGCGAUCAGCUACCGCGGUUUCUAGUAAUCGGACCUCAAAAAACCGGCACCACGGCGUUGUACACAUUCCUGUCCAUUCAUCCAGCAAUAAGCAGCAAUUUACCAAGCCCCGAUACUUUUGAAGAGAUACAGUUUUUCAACGGGAAGAAUUAUUACAAGGGUCUUGAUUGGUACAUGAGCUUUUUCCCGGCGUCAAAAAAUGAGAGUUCCCGAUACCUCUUUGAAAAAUCCGCGACGUAUUUUGACGGAGAAUUAGUGCCGCGGCGGGCUCAUGCACUUCUGCCGAGAGCCAAGCUAAUCACCAUAUUGCUCUCUCCAGCUAGACGUGCUUAUUCAUGGUACCAACACACCAGAGUGCAUGGAGAUCCGGUAGCGAACAAUUACUCCUUCCAUGCGGUCAUCACAGCGAGUGAUUCUGCACCGAAACCCCUACGGGACCUUAGAAAUAGGUGUCUAAAUCCUGGAAAGUAUGCCCAACAUUUAGAGAGAUGGUUAUCGUUUUAUUCGCCGCAGCAAUUGCACAUCAUCGAUGGCGAACAGCUACGACAAAACCCCGUGGAAACGCUGCACGAGCUGCAACGGUUUCUAAAAAUAACGCCCGCCUUCAAUUAUUCCUCGCACCUGAGAUACGAUCCGAAAAAGGGUUUCUUCUGUCAAGUGACUAACGAAGAUCGCACCAAGUGUCUCGGCAAAAGUAAAGGUCGCCAGUACCCACCGAUGGAAGAUAGAUCAUACAAAUUACUACAGAGAUAUUAUUUGUCCCACAAUACGGCUCUAGUGAAAUUAUUAAAGCGGCUUGGAUUGAGAACGAUCCCGCAAUGGCUGAAGGACGACCUCACCGAUACUGUGAUGACCUAGCAAACGCCAAUUACAUGAAACUUCAAUGUUUCCCGGCUGCUCGCUUCCGCAGUCAGCGAAAUACAUCGCUUGCUAACGGAAGACCUGUAAAGUAACAUUGUACAUUGAAAACUCCACUGGAUUUCACAUCUACAGAGGGAAGGACCAUGCUGGCCUAUCUCAGUGAACUGGCCUAAUGUAAUUGGAGACCCUGCAAAAGCUAGUCAUAUAAACGGCUUUACGAAGCCCAAGUUGUAAUUGUCGAUCAUCGUUAGGCAGAUAAUACUAGUUUAAUAUUAUUACCCCUUUAUUUUUAUUAUUAUUAAUUGCUAUUGUAUUAUUAUUAUUAUUAUUGUAUCAUUAUCAUCGUUACCGCGUCAUAGAGAUCAGAGAAACUUGCUCACCGGUGCCAUUGUCCAGCAAUCGUAAUUAGACAUCUUUCUAUUUACUCGUGCACAAGUUGGGCAAAUUAAAAGCCGAUCAAUACAUAUGAAUUGAAAAUUAUGUAAAAGAAAAAUAUAUCUUUACCAAAAAAAAAAGAUGAUGGACCUGUUUUUAUAAAUUUUAUGAUGUAAGAAGAAAUUUCGUAUAUCAAAAAAGGUGUCCACGGUAGUAGAAAUUUAUCAAAUAAUAAUAUCCAAUACUGAGCAUAAAUGAAUUUUUGCUAUCAACGCCAUACACGUGUUGUAACGAAUGAUAUUGAAAAGUACCCCUUUUCGGCGGAGCGUAAUAUUUUGAAAAGUUAAAGUUAAAUUUUCUUAACACCAGACUGUCCAAAUCAUGUUGUUUUGAGAAAUGUAUAUUCUUCGUGUGUAAAGAUCGUCGAUGAAUUGUACUGCCAGACGUUUUUAGCCAGACAGUUUAUCGAUCGUUCUUCUUGCACUAAUCAUCGGAUCGUCCAUGUGAGCGUGAGAUUUUGGGAUUUUGAGAGCUUUUCUCUUGAGCCCACUUUCGGAGAUACAGUGUACAUUAAUUCCCGUUACAUAUUUAAGAUCGAUGAUGAUGACAAGAAAUCUAUGUAUAUUUUGACAAUACUAUUCUUGGUAUCCGCGGCGGAAAGGCCAACAAAAGAUGUAUGAUCGCGUCCGUUUGUACAUUUGGUGUAACACAUUAUUUUGAUGUUAAAAUAGGUGUACUGUACAAAAUAUAGAGUGAAAACUUGAAAACGGACAGUUCACGUGUGUCCGAGAUAAGUUUGCCAGUUCGCCGAUCUCGGAUGCAUUGACGAACGUACACCCAUUUGCAAUAAUCAACAUUAUCAAAGUUGAAACUUACGCGAAUAUUAGAUUGAUAAACGAUUAUUUGGCACACAAGCAGAUUACCCGCUGACACCGAAAUUACACGAAAUUAUGCAUAUGUAAAAAUAUUUAAGAUUCAUCAUGAUUAUCGUGUACCGCAUACAAUGAUAUGCAUCGUGCAUUUGAUAAAUGUUGUAAAGAAUAAUAGGAGUCUUCUCUUUCAGCGGGUAAGUCCAAAUAAUUAAACAGUGAUUUUUCGAGAUUAUUGUUCAACAUGUUUUUUUUUAAUUCCGAUAUGUACAGAGUCUACAUUUGUGUAUUGGAAUGAUUGUCUUGAAGUGAUAUUCGUGCGGUAAUUAAUUUACUGCACUUUGAAAAAAUAUACAUCGGAUCGACCCUAGGAGAUUUUUGUUAGUCGAGAGAAUGACAACGGGAUCUGAUUAUUGUAUAACGUAUAUUGUUUUUAUAUUUAUUUAUAUCAUCUCCAAUAAUGUGAACUACAUGUACAAAUAUUUUUAAUAAUACUGAUUGUAUCUGUGACCAUAUCUAAUUGUACAUUGCAACAAAUUCAUGAGGUUUUAAGAAUCUCAUGGCAAGUAUCUGCAUAUACAAUAUCUGCUUGCCACACUUUCUACGUAGAAAAGUGUACUAAUAUCGUGUGUAUGGCCCGUUAGGAAGGAGUCCGAAACAAGCAAUGUAAGAUCAGGAGAGGAUUUGUUUAUUUGCAGUUUCAUCCUUACCAUAUUAAUUGUCUCGCAUCACGAAUGUUUCUGAUGAUGCCAUUACAUCGGAUGUUGCAUAUGGAUCACGUUACACUUAGACAGGACUUUUUGUUAUGUUUGUACGACUUGUUUUCAUUUUUAUACUGCCGUUAAAACUAUGCCAUGUAACGUUUAACAAAUCAUGUACAAAGUUUAUUGUUAGUAUUGUAAUAGUAGUUGCUAAUGAUAAUGAUAAUAUCAACCGAUUGAUCUGUUUCGUCGAAUUGUGCCAUUUUAUCAGUGUUGUAUAUAUGAUUACGAUUAUAACGUACCAAUCGCGACAUCGGGUUUUUAGAGUCAAUAUCCUUAAUUUCGUUCAGUAUGGCGGUAGCAACAAAUGUCCGGAUUGCUACUACCUGACAAUAACCUGACGACAGAGGUAAGUAAUAAACCCCCGCGAAAUUUAUCAAAAUCAUACGCGUAGACACAAUUAGCAUUUAGCAUUACCUCAUCGCUAAAGAAAAUCUUCCGUUUGUUUGUUUUUCUUUUACAUUCUUCUAUCGUUACAGCUCUUUUCGUAUUCGCAUAAAUGAUAAAAUUUGUUAAUUUUGUUAAUCGGAAAGAAAGAAAGACAGUACAAAUACGAGACUUGCGAAUCUUGUAUCUAAAUUAAAAGUUAUCAUUUUGUACAUUGGCUGUCAACGAUCAACGAUGGCGUACUGCUAACUGCUACGAAAUUUCGUGGGUGUAUUCGUUCGUGUAUGCACAGAAAUGGCGAGCAUUCUGUAAAUAUUCUGUUCCAAUAUAGACUGCCCAUGAAAAGGAAAUGCCAUCGUUGUGCGAAUAAACGAAACCGCGCGUAGGAUGUGUGUAUGACACUUCAAUUAUUUAACUUGUGACUAUUCUAAUGUAAAAUACUGUAAUAAUUGUACGAAUAGUCUGUAAGUUCUAAUAAAAGGAGCACCAAAAAUCCUA